This is a messenger RNA of Schistocerca piceifrons (Central American locust), 3858 nucleotides long. RefSeq names its product zinc finger protein Noc (gene noc). Gene Ontology annotation, biological process: negative regulation of DNA-templated transcription. The coding region runs from base 283 to 1797 and encodes 504 amino acids. The transcript is spliced from 2 exons. Gene Ontology annotation, cellular component: nucleus. The record is from RefSeq and is a predicted model, not a curated record. Lineage: Eukaryota; Metazoa; Arthropoda; Insecta; Orthoptera; Acrididae.
GCUCUCACAUCGAGUGUGACUGCUGCCGGAGUAAGAGUGCUCUGUGAGACGACCGCUAUUGCUCCAGCUCCGUCCGACAGUGCCAGGGAUAGUGAGCAGUGACCUGGAUCUUGGAACUCUAGCAAGAGCAGCGCUAGAUCAUCGGAACUGCCUCUUCGAUUUACCAUCCUCAUUUUUUUUCCAUCUAUUUUUUUUAUCUCGUCAGGGAGUGACUUUUAUUUUUCUCACGGAGAGACGGAGCCUUGUGUCCUGUGAUCAAGUUAACGAGGACAUCAUUUAGAGAUGGUGGUGCUGGAAGGAGGCGGCAUGCUGACUUCGGGCAGCAAUCAGUACCUGCAACCGGACUACCUGUCGCCGCUACCAACAACGCUGGACGCCAAGAAGAGCCCGCUGGCGCUGCUGGCGCAGACGUGCAGCCAGAUCGGCGCCGACUCGCCCAGCACGAAGCCGCUGAUCCCGCCGCUGGAGAAGGCCAAGAAGCCCAGCUCCGGAAGCGCCGGCGCCGUGGCCGCCGCCGCCGACUCGCCCGCGCAGUCGCCCGCCGCCACCAAGCGCUCCAGUCCCGCCUCGGCCGGCGGCGCGAGCCUCGCCUUCAAGCCGUACGAAGCCAACGUGCUCACCAAGAAGGCCGACGUCUCGGUCGUGGACACCCGGCCCCCGUCCUCGAAGGCAGCGUCGGCUAACGACUCUAACGGCGCCGACGAGCACCGCAAGUCGGUCUCGUCGCGCGCGCCCAGCCGCAAGUCGGCCUCUCCGCCGUCCGCUUCCGCGGGGGCGUCGCCGGACAAGGCGGCGUCGACGCCGAGUACCUCCGGCGUCGCCACGUCCACCACGCCUUCCGCCGGCGGCGACCGCGGCAAGUCGGCCUCUCCCUCGGCGAGCCCCAUCAUCCGCUCGGGCCUGGAGAUCCUGCACGGCCACCCUAAGGACCUGCCGCUGGGCACGUACAAGGCGGGCGCGCUGUCGUCGGGACUGGCUGGGCUGUGCACCGGGUGUCCUCCGGGUCUGGAGCCGACCAACCCCGCCUUCCGGCCGCCGUUCGCCGGGGGCCCGUUCACGUCCCACCAGCACGCCGCCGCCACGGCAGCCAUGCUCGCCGCCGGCGGCUACCCGUCCCCGGCCGCCCCCGGGCCGUACGUGAGCUACGCGCGCGUCAAGACGGCGUCCGGCGGCGAGGCGCUGGUGCCCGUCUGCAAGGACCCCUACUGCACCGGCUGCCAGUACUCCAGCGCCGCAGCGGCGGCCGCCGCAGCCGCCGCGCACCAACAACUCCUGCUGUGCCCCAGCGGCUGCACGCAGUGCGACCACCACAAGUACGGCCUGGCGGCGCUGUCGGCGGGACUCGUGCCGCCGCUACCCUACGCCAGGCCCUACGUCUGCAACUGGAUCGUCGGCGAGACGUACUGCGGGAAGCGCUUCACCACGUCGGACGAGCUGCUGCAGCACCUGCGGACGCACACGAGCCUCGCGAGCGCGGCGGGCGACGGUGCCGCCUCCGCUGCCGCCGCCGCCGCGGCCGCCGCCGCCUCCAUGUCUCUGCUGGGCGGCGCCGGCGCGGCGUCGCCGUUCCUGCCUCACCGCUACCCCAACCCGCCGCUGAGUCCGCUGUCGGCGCGGUACCAUCCUUACUCGAAGCCGACGGCCGGACCGGGAGCUUCCAGUGCCGCCCCCGGCGCGCUGCCCGGCUCCCUGGGGGCGUCGCCCUUCAGCGCCUUCAACCCUGCCGGCCUGGGACCCUACUACUCGCCUUACGCCCUCUACGGACAGCGCAUCGGUGCCGCCGCCGUCCAUCCCUAGGCGGAAUUCUCAGCUGUUCGUCUCGGCACAUGCAUACCUCUCACUUGUUAAGUUCUUUUCCAUCACUCGCGCUACAACUGACUCUAAUAUAACUGCCGAUACCUGGGCUUUCCUCUCCAGAAAUUACUGUAAUUUUGACGUUAGUAAUAAUAACGCGCCCAGAAUUCACCCCUGUAUCAGCAUUCCUAGGCACGUGUUCUGCAGAAACGGGAUUCAGAUCUCCCAUCAUUCUCUUUAGCUUCUUUGUUUUUUUUUCCGUAUGUCACGAGCCACAGAUGCUUCCUAUUAUUCCUCUUAUACAGAGUUAUUGCUCUUGUUCUAAAUAGGUCAGUGACACAUUAAACAAUUUCCCUCCUACCGCGUUUCUUACGCUCGAAGUUAACAUCAUAACCAUCCAAAAACUCCAAGCUUCACCCUGCCACGUCAGGAACAGACACUGUAUCUGGUUCUAACGAUCCAAAACACUUCCUGCCCCUCACAUAUUUUUCACUUCUCAUUUCCAGAGUGUUGUGGCUUAUCCCAGAUAAAAAUGCAAACAAAAGCAGUCCUUCUUGUCGCCAAUACUCUCGUAAACUAGCUAUGCCAGUAAAAUUAAUAGUUUCAAAAAUAUAUUUAUUUUUCCUCUAUAUCCACCACAGGUAAUUUUCUGCUAAACAUAGCGAUAGUAGGCAAUGAAAACCUCGAAACUCCGUCUGUCUGUCAAAACCUCGUAAUUACAUUAACCACUAACUCCACUAUCAACGAAAAUUUGCAACUUUAUCCGUAUUACUUUAUACUAUUUUUUAAGAAACCGUUUUUGUUUCUCCUGUAACAUUUAAUAAAAUUGAGUUACAAAGUUUUCAUAGCCAACUAUCGAUAGUACACUUCAUUGUCCAGCAUAUUUAAAAAAAGUAAUCGUUCUUUUUGUAACUAGAAUUUAGGGUGGCGAUUCACUGUAUUUUUGUCUCUCCCCUUACGAGCUAAACGGCUACAAGUAACUUGUCCCAACAUAUUUUAAAAAUAAUCGUUUUCUGUGUGCAUGUGUCCGUACCACUACUUAAUAAGGAAUCUUGUGACUGACUGUAAACGUGUUAUUUGACGUAAGUUUUUCGUUAUACAAAACGUGUUACUUUUCAAUUUGUUGGAUCAAGGACAAUGUUAUUUAAGGAGGAAACAGUUCCAAUGCUCAUAGCGCUAAAUACUUCACAGCACUUUCCUGAGUUCACGUUAACUAUUUUUUAAUGGAUGGAUUGUGGGUUUUUAUCCCUUAUUACGUGUAAAUACAUCGACAGUUAUAUAAACAUAAGCAGUGGUGUGUGAUUUUUUUCAGUUUAUAUGACAUUAAUUUCAGAGGAAUUACAUCAUUUCAUCUUUAAUAUAACAUCAUGCACGUGCUAUCCGAGCUGAACACGUGGAAUACUUUGUGACAACAAAUAUCAUUGUUUAUCAUUUCGUAAUAUAAUUAUUAUCCUUGAUGGUUUUGUCAUCUCAGAGACGUGAUUAUAUCAAUGUAUGGGACUGGGUUUUUCAUCCAGAUUGCUGCUGUGAUAUUUCUUCGUUUAACUGUAGCAAAGUAACAAACAGAUAUUUCAAUAAAUUAUUUUCAAAUAAAUAUAUGUGUAGAUCAUAGUAGCAUUUAGCAAAGGAGAUCCAUCCAAUUAAUAUAUCUGGCAUGAAGUCUGUAUUUGUGAACUAACUGGCUCACAUAUUAGUCACUUUUAAAAAUCUAAGAUCUGCUUGUGGCUUAGAACCAUGACUCCACAGUAAUACUACUGUGAAUACUGUCAGGAAUAUAAAAUUUGAUAUUCGUUUAGUGUCUGAUGUGCUGUAAGAGCCUGUGGCUCAUUGAUCAGAUAAAGGCUUACUGAAGCUAAUAUUUUGUGUCUCUUGGUAGUGCCGAGAAUUCAUUACUUACUCCAUACAUUUUUAUUUCAAUUACUGGUCAGUAUAUAAUGACACAUUUCAUAUUAAGAAUGUUUGUUUGAAUAAAAUGUAUGGUUUCAAUUUAGGACACUAGUGUAAAUAUUUGUAAAUACAGUUGAGUUUCCAUAUUGAUUUAAUAAAAUGUUGUUUGUAGAAUUA